GGGCUCCCCUCGCCGAGGCCCGGGAGGCGCGGAGAGGCCGGGUCGGCCGGACACGCCCAUGAGCCCAACUGGACGCCUCGGACACCUGGACGGGCCCGACCCUCCGCCUCCGGACGCAGGUCUCCAGUGGAGUGACUGAACUUCCAGGAAGCCAACUCAGUGGGAGAAAGCGUGAGGAAAAUCGAGAGCCUCACAGACUAGUUGGUAACCAUGACGACAGAGACGGGCCCUGAUUCUGAGGUGAAGCAUGCCCAGGAGGAAUCCCCCCCCGCAACAGCAGCAGCCACACAGCAGCCGCUAGAAGCCGCGGCAGCGACCACCCCGGUGUCCACCGCCAACCACCCGGAAGCCAACUCCAACGAGAAGCAGGGGAGCCAGCCCGAGCCCCGGCAUGCGGAGCAGGGUCUAGACAUGGAGGAGAAGGAUUACGCUGAAACUGACGGGCUCUCGGAGAGAACCACCCCCAGCAAGACCCAAAAAUCCCCCCAGAAAAUUGCCAAGAGGUUCAAAAGCGCCAUCUGCCGAGUCAUCUUGCUGGACGCGUCGGAGUACGAGUGCGAAGUGGAGAAGCAUGGCCGGGGCCAAGUGCUGUUUGACCUGGUCUGCGGGCACCUUAACCUCCUGGAGAAGGACUACUUUGGCCUCACCUUCUGCGACUCAGACAGCCAGAAGAACUGGCUGGAUCCGUCGAAGGAAAUCAAGAAGCAGAUCCGCAGUGGCCCCUGGAACUUUGCCUUCACGGUCAAGUUCUACCCCCCAGACCCGGCCCAGCUCACUGAAGACAUCACAAGAUACUACCUGUGCCUGCAGCUGAGGGCCGACAUCAUCACGGGGCGUCUGCCGUGCUCCUUCGUCACUCACGCCUUGCUGGGCUCCUACGCCGUGCAGGCUGAGCUGGGAGACUUUGACCCGGAAGAGCAUCUCGGCAACUACGUCAGCGAGCUCCGCUUCGCCCCCAACCAAACCAAAGAGCUGGAGGAGCGGAUCAUGGAACUGCACAAGACCUAUAGGGGUAUGACGCCUGGAGAAGCAGAAAUUCACUUCCUGGAGAAUGCGAAGAAGCUCUCCAUGUAUGGGGUCGACCUGCACCAUGCCAAGGACUCUGAGGGGAUCGACAUCAUGCUGGGCGUGUGUGCCAACGGACUCCUUAUCUACCGGGACCGGCUGCGGAUCAACCGUUUUGCCUGGCCCAAGAUCCUGAAGAUCUCCUACAAGAGAAGCAACUUCUACAUCAAGAUCCGCCCCGGGGAGUAUGAGCAGUUUGAAAGUACCAUCGGCUUCAAGCUCCCCAACCACCGCUCCGCCAAGCGAUUGUGGAAGGUUUGCAUUGAGCACCAUACAUUCUUCAGGCUGGUGUCUCCGGAGCCCCCGCCCAAGGGCUUCCUGGUGAUGGGCUCCAAGUUCCGCUACAGCGGGAGGACGCAGGCCCAGACCCGCCAGGCCAGCGCCCUCAUCGACCGGCCCGCGCCUUUCUUCGAGCGCUCCUCCAGCAAACGGUACACCAUGUCCCGCAGCCUUGAUGGAGCUGAGUUCUCCCGCCCGGCGUCGGUCAGUGAGAAUCACGACUCGGGGCCUGAGCUGGAGAGGCGGGAGGAGGACGGCGAAUACGGCCGCUGGACCAGGACCGGGUUGGAGGAGGAGGAGGAGCUCAAGACCCCCACCAAGAUCAAAGAGUUGAAGCCGGAACAGGAAACCACACCGCGGCACAAGCAGGAGUUUCUAGACAAGCCCGAGGACGUCCUGCUGAAGCACCAGGCCAGCAUCAAUGAGCUCAAGCGGACCCUGAAGGAGCCCAACAGCAAGCUGAUCCACCGCGAGCGUGACAGGGAGCGGAGGCUGCCCUCCCCGGCCUCCUCCUCGCCUAAGCACGAAGAGGUGACCCCCAAGGGGACCCCCGAGAAGGCGCACGAGAGAGCCGGGCUGAGGGAGGGCUCAGAGGAGGUAGUGAAGCCGCCCCGGCCCCGGGCCCCAGAGAGCGACCCUGGGGACGAGGACCAGGAGCAGGAGAGGGACUCGGUCUUCCUGAAAGACAACCACCUGGCCAUAGAACGCAAGUGUUCCAGCAUCACGGUCAGCUCCACGUCCAGCCUGGAGGCGGAGGUGGACUUCACGGUGAUCGGGGACUACCCCGGCUCGGCCUGCGAGGACUUCUCCCGCAGCCUGCCCGAGCUAGAUCGAGACAGGAGCGACUCGGAAGCCGAGGGGCCGGGCUUCUCCCAGGACCUGGACAAGGCGGCUCCUGGCCGGGAUGAGGAGAUCAGGGCAGCCUGGGAAGCCCCAGAUGGGUUGACCCACGCAGCCCUCGAAAUGCCCCACUUUGAGUCUGUGAAAUCGGAAACGGUGACCGUCAGCUCCUUCGCCGUCAGGAAGAAACUGGAUUCGGAGUCCAAGGCGCAGGCGAGAGUCACCAACGUGGAUAUGGCCCAGGUUGAUGGGAUUGGGAAAGAAAUGAUUAGUUCACACACUGUUACCACAGAAACUAUAUCAGCUGCUUUGGAUCAUAGCCUCAAGCCUGGGAAGGGAGCGACAGCCAUGGCCCCGGGCUCCCAAGCUGUUAUGACGGACAUCCGUUCUCUCUCUCCGAUCAUCGGGAAAGAUGUUCUCACCAGCACCUACGGAGCCACAGCGGAAACCCUCUCCACUUCUACCACUACCCACGUCACCAAAACUGUGAAAGGAGGAUUCUCCGAGACAAGGAUAGAGAAGCGGAUCAUCAUCACAGGAGAUGAAGAUGUCGACCAAGACCAGGCGCUGGCUCUGGCCAUCAAAGAGGCAAAACUCCAGCACCCUGACAUGCUGGUAACCAAAGCUGUAGUCUACAGAGAAACAGAUCCAUCUCCAGAGGAAAGGGACAAGAAGCCUCAGAUCCUUUCAUUUUGAGGGUGGUGGGAGACGCCAGUGCCUGUUUAUACUGAAUUCUGCAAGCACAUUCCAAGACUGGCCUGCAAGUGCAUGAAUAACAACCCUAAAAAUAAUUAUUUUUUCAAAAGCACCUUACCAACCAACUGCAAUGCUCUACUGUUCCUUCACUAACGCCCUUCUCCUCUGCCUUUCUCCCUGUGCCCUCUCCUCCGUUCAGUGCUCAGUGGUGUAUACGCGUCUGUGCUCACUGUUCUUGUACUCCAUAAAAGUGAAAUAAAUGUAUUUGAUGCUGACGAGGA
Molecule: messenger RNA, 3161 nt
Organism: Ornithorhynchus anatinus (platypus)
Lineage: Eukaryota; Metazoa; Chordata; Mammalia; Monotremata; Ornithorhynchidae
Gene: EPB41L1
Product: erythrocyte membrane protein band 4.1 like 1
Biological process (GO): cortical actin cytoskeleton organization
Cellular component (GO): cytoskeleton; plasma membrane
Molecular function (GO): actin binding; structural molecule activity
Source: RefSeq, a predicted model, not a curated record